AAUAAGAUGGAAGGAAAAUAAGACUUCUUACGUUUUACGGAGUAUAUAUUACGAGUAGGGAAAUAAAUAAUUAAACUCCGUUAAGCGCACGUUAUAUAUAUUGCAUCCAAUGCUCCGUAUAUAUGGGGGGUACAAUAAUGUGAUGUUGUGAAUAUAUUACAAUAACCAAUUCAAUUAACAUAUACUACGUAUAAUAUAAUUAUACUAUUUGGUUAAACAAAAUGAGUUCACAAGAACUAAUUAUAGUGAUUACCGCCCUUAUGAUCAUUAAAAUGGAAGCCAUGACUACCAUCCAACCGUCUGAAGAGUCUCCUCAAGGUUAUCCCGUCAUGAACUCUGCUCCAUUGGAAAUAAUGAAGGAGCAUAAGCAUGAGUUUGGCCGAAGAGAUGGCGAGGAGAUGUCAUGUAGCGAGAGGUGUCGGACUUGUUGUGGAGGCCAUUAAAAUGUGAGCCGAUGGAUUUUAUUGUUUUCACAAAUUUUAACAUCAAAAUCGUGUCCCGUUCUGUGGUGUUUUUUUCCCCUUUUACCUAUGAGAAAGAGCACAUUGUGUAAUCGUAGUUUUCUUUGGUUGUUUUGUGUAAUGUCAUGUUAUUGGUUGCUCUUUAUUUGCAAGUGGUUUCUUUUAUUUUGUGUAAUCAUAUCAUAUCAUGUAUUCUCUAUUGCUUUCUACAAGUGGUUAGGUAGAAAGUUAUAACAUAAACCUAGACAUGAUCAAAGUACGAGUCAGAUUAGAUUUCACACUAGGCCGAUAUGCUAUACUAAGAAAUUUUUAAGGCCCGA
Molecule: messenger RNA, 781 nt
Organism: Cuscuta campestris
Lineage: Eukaryota; Viridiplantae; Streptophyta; Magnoliopsida; Solanales; Convolvulaceae
Source: the annotation of a GenBank genome assembly